Messenger RNA from Hermetia illucens (black soldier fly), 1893 nucleotides. RefSeq names its product probable cytochrome P450 12a4, mitochondrial. Bases 291 to 1874 code for a protein of 527 amino acids. The transcript has 6 exons. Gene Ontology annotation, molecular function: heme binding; oxidoreductase activity, acting on paired donors, with incorporation or reduction of molecular oxygen; monooxygenase activity. NCBI's taxonomy places the organism in Eukaryota, Metazoa, Arthropoda, Insecta, Diptera, Stratiomyidae. The record is from RefSeq and is a predicted model, not a curated record.
GAAUAAAAAGCUCGCGAACUUGACAAUUUUUGAUAAGGCCCAUAUAGUCAAUUUGAAGGACGCACAUACAUAAAUAUAUAUAUUUACAUACGCAAAGUGUCAUGCUAAUUAGUAAAAUAAGAUGCAGAUUGACUGAACAUCAAGGAGGAAGUGUGCCGCGAGUUUUCUGGUGGAAUUAAAGUGAAUAAAUUCAAAUAUAUAUAUCAAAGUGACGGUAGAUUGUAAGGUGGAGACAUUUUAGCUUUUGAAAUAAGGUCUAUAAUCAGAAAACGAAUUAGCCCGAAUUGACGAUGCUUUCAAAAGCCGCAAGCAGACUUCCAGCUCCCAGUAUUCUUCGUCAGAAUUCUUGUAUUCGCUUAUUCGCCACUCAAGUAAAAGCAGCUGAUCCAGAUACAACUUUAGCUAAACUCCAAGAUGACUACUCGAAAGCAUCGCCUUUUUCCAAAGUCCCAGGACCAUCAAAACUUACCUUCCUAAGAACACUUUUGCCUGGAGGAAAAUAUUUUAAAAUGGAUUUCGAUCAAAUAAUCAAAUAUCAGAGAGAAGAAUAUGGGGAUUUAUUUAAAUUGCCAGCAUUAUUUGGUGGUGUUGAAUUCAUCGCUUCACACAAUCCAAACGACUUUCAAACAAUUUUUCGAACUGAAGGACAGUGGCCGGAACGGACAACAUUCCAAACUCUAGCGUAUUUCAGGAAGAAAGUACGCCCUGACAUCUACGGAAAAUAUGCAGGCCUGGGGAAUGCGCAAGGAAAGGAAUGGGGUGAUUUCCGAUCAGCUGUCAAUCCUGCGAUGGCGCAACCAAGAAAUACCAAAAUUUAUAUUCCAAAAGUGGACUCCGUCGCUGUGGACUUUGUGAGAAGAAUACUUGAGAUUCGCGAUCCAAAAACUAAUCAAGUUCCUGAAACCUUUGAAGAUGACAUUAACAAAUGGACCCUUGAGUCGGUUGCACUAAUCGCCAUGGAUACACGAUUGGGUUUAUUGGCCCAGACAUACAACGACAGAAGUGCCAAGUUAAUUCAAGCCUCAAAAGAUGCUACCCGUUUAGUAUUCGACUUAGAAUUCAAGCCGUCGCUCUGGCGAAUCUUCGAAACACCCGAUUUUAAAAGAUUAAUGACUGCAUUCAACGCAAUUACCGAUCUGAGCGAUGAAAUAAUUGAAGAAGCCAAAGUGCGGAUUGAGAAAAAGUCAAAGGAUUCGGACGAAAAUGAACAAGGUGUCCUUGAGAAGCUGCUCAAAAUUGACCCGCUCCUCGCAAAGGUUAUGGCUAUCGAUAUGCUUUUCGGAGGAAUUGAUACGACUUCCUCGGCAUUCACAGGGCUUCUCUACCUACUAGCUAGAAAUCCUGAAAAACAGGAAAUAUUGCGCCAGGAAAUUUUGACAAUACUACCUCAAAAGGAUUCUCCAUUGACCGUUGAAAACAUGACAAACCUUCCAUAUCUACGAGCGUGCCUUAAGGAAAGUCUCAGGAUACAUCCACCUGCGAAUGCUAAUGUUCGACUAGCUGGCCAGAAUCUUGUAUUGAGCGGAUAUCAAAUUCCCAAAGGUACUCCAAUAGCUAUGGGUAGCAGUCUGUUAUAUAUGGACGAAAAAUACUUUCCGAAUGCGGAAAAAUACGAACCGGAGCGAUGGCUGAGGAAGGGUAGUACUCCUGCUUCAACAAAAGCAGCCAAUCCGUUCAUCUUUUUGCCUUUUGGAUUUGGUCCUCGUAUGUGUAUUGCAAAACGUUUUGCCGAGAUGGAAAUUGAAACAGCAAUUGCCAGAAUUUUAAGGAACUUCCAUGUAGAAUGGCAUCACUCGGAUUUGAAAUUUAGGUUUACAAGUGUCAAAGUACCUGAUGGAAAAUUAAUGUUCACGUUUAAGGAUAUUGUUAAUUAAAUUUUAUUUGCACUAACGA